Molecule: messenger RNA, 4771 nt
Organism: Coregonus clupeaformis (lake whitefish)
Lineage: Eukaryota; Metazoa; Chordata; Actinopteri; Salmoniformes; Salmonidae
Product: zinc finger CCCH domain-containing protein 6
Exons: 12
Coding region: 131-3880 (1249 amino acids)
Biological process (GO): negative regulation of DNA-templated transcription
Cellular component (GO): nucleus
Molecular function (GO): metal ion binding; RNA binding
Source: RefSeq, a predicted model, not a curated record
GACAAAUAGGCGGCGACGUAGUGCACACGUGCUCGGAAGUAAGCAAGGAAAACGUCAUGCCGUUCUCUAGUGAGCUGUUUAUUUGGAGAGAGGAGUAGGUCUACCCUACUCAACAUUGUAUGUCAGCAACAUGGCAUUCACCAGCCUUUUUUCAAGUCUUCCAAACAAAGAAUUUGACACGACGCCUUGUGAGUCGAGAGAGAGAUUUCAAAGGGAUGAAAGGCAACUGGAACCAGUUAAAAUGGAGAAGGAUAACGAAAAAGAUGCCCAGUCCAGAAAGAGGCCAUUGCAAAGGGGUCAGCAGAGUGGCCCCAGGAAGAGAAAAAAAGGGGACCAACAGGAGCAGUCUGGCCAGGCCAAGAAAAGUACGAUUCAUAAAGGCCCACCACAAUCUUAUAAAGAUUUUGACUCUGUGGCCCGAGACUACAACAUGGUGAAGUGUGAUUACGAGCAACCAAGCCUUGACUUCAGUAGAGAACUGGACUUCUACAGCCAUAACAAGGAAGGUGAACACCCAGGACACAAUACAGAGAAGUCGGGUAGGAAGAACAUGAGGCCCGGAGAAGCCAAGGAUCCUGAUCAGAACAAGGAUGUUCAAGGUAUAAACAGGAAGAAAGGACGGAAGCAAUGGGAGCCUCAGCAGCAGAGACUUGACAACCAGGCCAGAGGCAGAGGGGAAAACUCUGCCAGGAGGGGUGGGGAUUUUACCGGAAUGGGUGGACGCGGCACUAACCAGCCCAGAGACUUCUCCAACAGGGGUGGAGGUGGUUCCAACAGGGGUGGAGAGUGGAACAAUAGAGGCCCGGGCUGUGACAAGAGGGGCGAUUGGUCAAAGCGAGGCACUGACCAGUCACGUAGAGGUGGACGACAUUUCCCAGAUGGACGUUUAACACUAGAAACUUUGACUGGAAAGGGGAAAAAGAACAUGACAAAGGAAUUCAAAGACCAGAAUGCUUUGGAGAUUGACGGAAGGUUAAUCUGUCGACAUUUCCUCAGGGGAAAGUGCAUCAAGGGUGAUGACUGCCAGCUAGAACAUGCUCUGGACAUCAACUACUCUAUCAACGAAGUGUGUAAAUUCUACGUCCAGGGAUCCUGUUCGAAAGGACAGAGCUGCAUAUACAUGCACAAGAGUUUCCCCUGCAAGUUCUUCCAUACCCACGGGAAGUGCUACCAAGGAGACCAGUGCAGGUUUUCCCAUGAACCCCUGACUGAGCUCACCAAACAGCUACUGGAGGCGGCAUUGAAGAGGGACAAGGACAUUGAGGAACUGGCGAAAAAGAACGAGCCAAUCAGCAUGGAGGAGCCAGUGGCCACAAAGGAGUCAGCGACAGCUGAGACAAAGCCUGUCAUUGACAUAUUCCUGAAUCCACUAAGGCCAAACUUUUACAACAGCUCAUGCCCCUCUGAGCCACAUGCUGAGGAAAGUUCCCCGAUAUGUCAGAAUGUGUCAGCUGAGGUCGUGGAGAAGGACAUUGCCCGUCGUGCGAACGCCAUUCAGUCUCCUGAUCCUCCCCCAAGCUCUCCUGGCUUUAAGGAACCGGUUUCUUAUUCAGUUGAGGCUGUGCUUGGGUCCCAUAGGCCCCUGGAAAAACCCAUCCGCAGCUUCUUUGCAGCCUCUAUCAGCCAGACCUCACAGACCCAACCAGAUCCCCCUGCAACUACAUUGGUUCCUCCAGACUCUAUCUGCCCCCCUGAUCCACCCCUAAACUCUACAUGUGGCAAGAUAAAUGUACCUUAUUCAGUCGAAGCUGUGCUUGGAUUCCAGAAGCCUGUAGAAAAAGCCUUCUGCAACCAAUUUUCAGGAUCCAUCACCCAGACCUUCCCACACCCCACACAGAUCCAAUCAGAUCCCCCCAGCAAUACGUUAAUUUCUCCAGACCCCAUUCGGUCGUCUGAUCCUCGUAUGAAUAAGAGGCCGGCUCCUUAUUCAGUUGAGGCUGUCUCUAUGGCCCAGAAGCCGGUGAAAAAACCAUUGUGCAGUCUCUUUGCAGGGCCGAUCAGCCAGACCUCCACUAAACCUCCCAUACAGAAGUCUGCUAAUUUUCCCAUAAACAUGCCAGGCUGUAAGGGACCCGCUUCUUAUUCAGUUAAGGCUGUUCAUCAGUCCCACAAGCCUGUGGAAAACCCUGUCCGCAGCCUCGUUACAGACCCCAUCACCCAGUCCACUCGCCACCCUGAUAUACAGACCCAACUAGAUCCUCCUAGCACUACAUUAAAUCCUCCAGACUCCAUUCGGCUCCCUGAUCCUCCUUCAGUCUAUAAGAGGCCGGCUUAUUAUUCAGCUGUGCUUGGGUCUCCUAAAUCUUUGAAACCAUCAUUCAGCAGCCUCUUUGCAGGCCCCAUCAGCCAGACCUCCUCUCCUCAACCUCCCACACAGAUCCAACCAGAUUCCCCUAGCACUGCAUUGGGUCCUUCAGACUCUGCUCCUCCUGCGGGCUGUAAAAGGCCGGCUUCGUAUUCUGUUACGGCUGUGCUUGAGCCCUGUAAGCCCGUGGAAAACUCCUUCUGCAGACGUUUUGCAGGAACCAUCAGCCAGACCGCUCCUGACCCUCCCUCACACUCUCUGAACUCCCCAGGUUGUAAGGCACCAGCUUCUAAAAAGCCCAUGGGAAAACCCUUCCGUAGCCUCUUCGCAGGUCCCAUCAGCCAGACUUCCACUAACCACCCUCCCAGACCCAGACAGACCUGGCCAAAUCCCCCCAGCACUACAUUUGGUCCUCCAGACCCCAUUCGGUCUUCUGAGCCUCUUCCAGUCUGCAAGAGAUGGACAUCUUCAGUUGAGGCUGUCAGUGAGUCCCAGAAGUCCAUGGAAAAACCCUUCCGUAGCCUCUUUGCCGGCCCCCUCACACAGACCUCCACUUCCGGCCAUCCAACACCGAUCCAACCAGAUCCCCCCAGAAAUGUCACUGGCUGUAAUAGACCAGCUUCUCAUUCAGUUGAGGCUGUGCUUGAGACUCAGACGCAAUUGGGAAAACCCAUUCGCAGCCUCUUUGCAGGGCCCAUCAGCCAGACAACCCUCCCUGACCCUCCAACACAGACCCGGCCGUAUCCCUGCAUAGUCGAGCCUGAACAUGAGGUUCCAGACCCAACACCACUCACUGUGCCUCCAGAGCCUACCACAACCAAUUCUGUUCUGAGGACCCUCUUCCUACGCCUGAGCCCAUGCCGCCAGGAGGGGGAGCAGGUGAGCAGUAACGGCUGCAAAGAUCCAGGAGGCGAUGUCCUGUGUUCCAGUGAUGAGGACCAAAUCACCAGAGGAUCUACUUCUACAGGACAGCGGAGCCAGGAAGUGGAGGAGGAGGUUGAUGAGAUGGAGAGUGAGCCGGAGGAGUGCGAUCUGAGAGAUGAGCUGUUGGUAAAUCCAUUAGAACCGUUAGUACCUUACGUGACACUCGGUGACCCUCACCACCAUCACCAGGUGGACAUCACCCUGCCACGGUCCACAUUGGCCCAGGAUGUGGUUUGGUCCCUUGAAGACCUUGCCCCUCUUCCUCCCAUCUCCCUCUCGCUCAAUCACCAGCUGUCUGUCCCUCUGGCCUCCCCCUCUACUGAAAGAACAUCAGGUCCUGCUGUUGGACUCUCCAGCCCUGCAGGACUCAGGCCACAGUUUUCCCCACAGGACUCCAACUCCCAGGAGGCUGCAGGAGAGCAUCUCAUUCCCUCCAGGAAUUCAGGUAGGAGUCCGGUCCAGGUGGAUACCCCCGGCGUUCACAACCUACCAAUCCAAGCGAUGGUACGGAUGACUCCACCUCACACUGAUGUACAACCAAAGCGACUGUCUGGACAAAUGAGGAGCAAAAGUGGGGACUUACGUGACAAAAAAACACUGAAAGACCUUUUUAAGACUUUUGACCCCACAUCAUCUCCCUUCGGACAGUAACUGCAUUUGGACUAUGGCUCAUAUUGUCAAUGGACUACGCACCCAAAGACUUACACAAACACUUAGCCUUCAUAUGAAUGCUUUUGCUCUAGUGUAUUUUCCCGCUAACAGAUCAGAAAAGCAAUUAAUUGCAAAAUGAUUGUAUAAAAUGGAGGAAACCAUUGCGCGCUCACACACAAAACCCUCCUUAACUCCAUUUGAUAAACAGUGUUACUCAUAUUAAUAUCAUUACUUAGUAUCAGCUAAUGUUACUGAUGAAUAGUCAGCCUAGUCUGUCUCGUGUGAAUUGUUUUAGGGAUUUUCUUAGAUGAGGCAUACAGCUCGCAAAUGUUGAUGUUUCUUUACGUAAUAAAUUAUCAAUCAUGUACAUUAAGGUUAAAAAAACAAAUUACGUUUUAUUUCAUACAUUUUAUUCAAGCAGAAAGUAACCUUUUGGAACACUUAGUCAGUUAACUAGUAACAAUUAACCGUUGCCCUCUUCCUCCACUCCUGUCUUCUACAUUUCCUCUUAUUUGAGUGAACAAUUAGUUAUUACACUCAACUGAUUCUGAUUACCAUGUGGAAAAUGUAAUUAUUUAAACUAAUGCCGCACCAGUUCUGCUCUAUGUGCAUGUAGUGCUUCUCCCUCCUUAUAGUAAGGUACAGUGCUGUGAAAAAGUAUUUGCCAACCCUUUCUAAUUUACUCUACUGCUGCAUAUUUUUUAUACUGAAUGUUAGUGCCUUCGGAAAGUAUUCAGACCCCUUGACUUUUUCCACAUUUUGUUAGAUUACAGCCUUAUUCUAAAAUGGAUAAUUGUUUUUUCCUCCCCAAUCUGCACACUACCCCAUAAUGACAAAGCAAAAAUAGGAUUUUAGAAAAUGUUGCUAAAACGGAAAUAUGACAUUUACAUA